CAUGUCCACACGUUUUGAUAAUGACGGAUCCGUGGCGUUCAUGGGGCAAUCUCAUCGACUCGAAAGUCGACACUUGCAGUCGCUGGCAUUCCAGCCAUGAGCAUUUGUUGCAGACGCCCGAUCGGAUCGGAGAUUUCUUAGUGACGCAGUUGCGCAACGCCAGUCGAAAGUUUAAGGACGACGAGGUCAUUGCUGAAUGGGGUCGAGAUAUCCACGAGCGACUGGCAGAUUACGAGACAGAAAGUCGAUUGCUGGUCAGGUUAGCGAGUACUGGGAAGGUGGUGCAAGUGCUGGAAUUGGGGAUCAAGACGACGUUAGGUGUGCUGGGAAUUGAUGCUGAUGUUGAGAGUAACUGGGAGAUGGAGCUACAAAAGGAACGUGAGCAGCGUGUGGAUAAGUUUAAGUCCUUAUUAAAGGAUAAAAGCAAGUUUGAGAGUGAAAUUGGGGACAGUGUGCAACAAUUGGAGCUGUUAACGAUGAUGAAAUACGGCGUCGAGAAGUUUGGAGACGUAUUGCUGCCUAUGGAGCUGGAUCUAAUCGCUCAGGUGUUUGAUAAGGUGGUUCUCACAUCGAACGUUGUGGUGGUGACGAUUCCGGAUUGGUUUGCGACGGAUAAACGAGGUUGGUCUCACUCCGAAAAAUUCUCUAUUGGAGAAGAAGAGACUUGUUUGAGGCACGUGAGUACGUGGGCGCCUCUGCAUCAUCCUCAUGUUCGCAAGUUUUACGGAGCGUGUCAUGUCGGAAACCCGUACGUGAUUCAUGAACUGACUGUAUCACGCUACCCAAACAUUAACCCUUGGUUCUACAUGUAUGGCUGUGCUCUUGGUUUAAAGUACGUGCAUGAACGUGGCCUAGUUCAUGAAAAAUUGAGCUUGGACAAUCUCCAGUCGUUGUACGAGUUCAAAGGGGUGUUGAGUGGUCUCAAUUUGACUCGUAUUAAAGACCAAGAAUCCGUUAAAUCGGAUAUCUUGGCCUUCGGUCUCGUCAUGUUUGAGUUUCUCGUGGAUUCCUUCAGCUUUGACGACUCCGAACUUGAGGAAUUUAAGCGAACGCAGCGACUUCCAGAGUGUCCACCAAGCUUCUUUAAUGAGGAGCAAUGGAAUCUACUGACAGGAAUGUGUGCUGACGAUCCCGAGGAGAGAAUGAGUAUGAUCGAGGUCACACACAAACUCGAAUCCAUUCACAGCCAAACUGAUCGUGACAUUUGGAGCGACGAGGAAGAUUUCGGGUCUUCUCAGUCCAUAAAACAUGUUGAUUCGUUUGUCCUUCCAGAUGAAGAUCGCACUAUUAGUGACGUCCUUCAAGACGCCGACAUACUGUGUGAUGAAGUGGAGAACUUUAUCGAUACAAACCGCCCCGUGUACAACCGUUUGCUCGAUGUAUACGAACAACUUGCAGCUGUAAAAGACCCACUGCCGUUGACGCUAGUGGAGGACUAUGGCUCGAUCUUGUGGCGCUUUUAUCUUCGUCUUGACAAGCAAGCAGAAGGCGAUUACAGCUCCGUCGCCACGCUUUGCGCUGCUAACACUAUGGCAAACCGCAAUUACGGACUCCACCACGACAUCGACCGCCUCAUUCUCAGCACCAAAUAUCUCCAGAACAACGCAUUAAUCCAUCAUUGGCAGCCUGAUUGGCAGCAAACACUGCAAUGUCAACAAGAAACACUGCAAAAGUGUAUGGAAAACCCUGAAGAGUACAUGGUCCAAGCAAAAAUCAACAAGACAGAGGCCAUUACGUUGCUGCAGUAUGAAACAAUGAAUCAUACAAACGUCCCGAGAUGGUUCAUUCCUGCUUACCAGAUCGAACUGGGUCAGCAUCUAGCUGAGGGAUCGUUUGGAGCCGUGUAUCUCGGUAAAUGGUUCAAUACGGAUGUGGUAGUCAAGCAAGUUCUGACGAAUCAAGCGGAUCAGGAAAACCGCAGACAGUUUUACCACGAAGUGAACCUCUGGGCGUCUCUAAACCACGACAACUUGAUCAAACUCUACGGUGCGUGGCAUGAAGGCCAGCCCUUCUUCGUGUGUGAGCGAGCGGAUGAAGGAACAUUGAUCAAAUACAGCGAAGAGCGCAGAGAAUUUCCUACCUGGAGGGCGAUCUGGGAAGCAGCCAAAGGACUGGAAUAUCUUCACGAACGGGGAAUUAUCCACGGAGAUCUGAAGGGGAACAACAUUCUCGUAUGUGAUGGAACAGCCAAGCUCGCAGACUUUGGCUUGAGUGUGUUUGCAAAGGCUGAAAACUCGGGAGGAGCAAUUGGCGCAUAUCGUUGGAAAGCGCCGGAAUGUCUGGCAGGUUCAGGACCGACUUUGGCGUCGGAUAUUUACUCGUUCGCUAUGUGCAUCAUCGAAGUUAUCAGUGGAGACUUUCCAUGGGGAAAAAGUCUGGAUGACGCAGCAGUAAAGUCUAACGUUCUCCAGACGAAAACACCGCGAAGACCGAAUAAUUUCACCGACGAGCAAUGGGAUCUGGUCACCCGAAUGUGCUCCUUCGAGCCACAAAGCCGACCCAACGCUACUGCUUUAGUGCAUCUACUCUGGAAAUUUGCUUGACUAAAAUCCAAAGCGACGAGGGCGCGGCGGACGUCUCGCUGUCUUUGAAGAACUUGUAGGAGGAUCUGAGCGUCCAGGACCAGCCACGGUCAUCCGUUGCUUCUUGUUCUGCCGAUUCAAUGCAACUCUCUUCUCUAAAUCCUCCUUGGCUUCUUCCUCUUUAGCGUGUCUAGAAGC
Messenger RNA from Phytophthora nicotianae INRA-310, 2720 nucleotides. RefSeq names its product serine/threonine protein kinase. Gene Ontology annotation, molecular function: protein kinase activity; ATP binding. NCBI's taxonomy places the organism in Eukaryota, Oomycota, Peronosporomycetes, Peronosporales, Peronosporaceae. The record is from RefSeq and is a predicted model, not a curated record. The transcript has a single exon. Gene Ontology annotation, biological process: protein phosphorylation. Bases 21 to 2543 code for a protein of 840 amino acids.